AUGUUCAAUUUCUCAAGCUUUGUGCAAAAGGCUCAAUCAUUCAUUGACCCAACUCAAGCUCUCAAUAUUUCUGCUUCUGAUCGCAAUCCUGCUAAAUCUACGCUCUUCCGCAAUCAAUUCCGAUUACCAGAUUCCCAAACCCCUCUACAAGAAAUCACUGCAGAACUUACUAUAGCCCCACCAAACCAAUACUCACCGAAUGCUACACAAGGAGAGAAGGAUAGUAGUCGAGAGAGAGGGUUUCAUUAUGCUGGAAAGUUGCACUUGAGUGAAGCAUAUCUGUGCUUCUCGACACAACCUACAAGUUUCCUUCAAACGGCGAGUACGGGUACAUCUUCUGGAUUCAAUGGGCAAACACAUGGUGCCGGACCUGGAGGGAAUGGAUUCACAUUGCCCUUGUGUGCUAUAAGACGAGUAGAGCGUCUUCAUAGUCAAACCUAUCAAUUUGCUUUGGCUAUUACUACCUGGAAUGGAAUCACAAAUACAUCAGCGAAAGAUGGCCCAAAACAACCUACAUAUCAACAAAAAAUUACAAUAAAUCUUGCUGGAACGCGCCAAGCAUGCGAACGGUUUUGCGAUGGCUUAAAGAAAGGACUAAAAUCGGGAGUAGGUGAGGUCGCAAAGAUGAAACGUGUUGUGGCAGAGUGUUAUUCGGAAUAUUUGCUACAAGGCGACAGCAAAACAGGAGAAGCUCCAGAUGCAGGACUCGGAAUGUUAUUCAGAUAUCCGGGCGACCUUCGGAAGUUACGAGACAAAAGUAAGAUGCGACUAUGGGGAGAGUAUCUUCGAGAAAAUGGACGGAAUGUUACAUUAAUUCGCCAACCUACAUUCCAUAAGCUGAUUCGAGUUGGAUUACCGAAUCGACUGCGAGGAGAAAUAUGGGAGCAAACAUCAGGGUCAUUGUUUUUACGCUUGGAAAACCCCACGUUAUAUACAGACACUCUAGCGAAGUUUGAAGGGAGAGAUUCUCUUGCGAUUGAUGAAAUUGAGAAGGAUCUUAAUCGAAGUUUACCGGAAUACCCUGGAUUUCAAAAUGCGGAAGGUAUCGAUCGAUUGAGACGAGUUCUUACAGCAUAUAGUUGGACCAACGAAGAAGUCGGAUAUUGCCAGGCUAUGAAUAUCGUUGUGGCAGCACUAUUAAUUUAUAUGUCUGAAGCUCAAGCUUACUUCUUAUUAUCCGCGUUAUGCGACAGAUUACUUCCCGGAUACUAUUCACAAACCAUGUACGGCACUCUGUUGGACCAACGCGUGUUUGAGUCUUUAGUAGAGAAGACUAUGCCAAUAUUAUGGGAUCAUCUUGUCAAAUCGGACGUUCAACUUUCAGUCGUUUCUCUGCCUUGGUUUUUGUCACUGUAUAUUAACUCUAUGCCUCUCGUAUUUGCAUUCCGUGUUUUAGAUGUUUUCUUUUUAGAAGGUCCAAAGGUACUCUUUCAAGUUGGUCUCGCUAUUUUACGCAUAAAUGGAGAAGAACUUUUAGAUGCCACUGAUGAUGGAGCUUUUAUUUCUGUUCUGAAAGGCUAUUUCUCGAAAUUGGAUGAAUCUGCUCAUCCAAAAUCCGAGAAUGCGAAAUUACGAGCAGUCACACGAUUUCAGGAGUUGAUGGUUGUUGCUUUCAAGGAGUUCUCAGGGAUCACACAAAAUACCAUUGCAGAGCAACGUAUGAAUCAUAAAGAUGCUGUUUUAAACAGUAUUGAAAGUUUUGCAAAACGAACCUCAAUACGAAACUUAGGUCCGGAAAGCAAGAAAUUGAGUGUUGACGAAUUGGGUGCUUUGUAUGAUAGGUUUUAUGGCGUCUUAUACGAAAGACAACAAAGAAGUCAGAUGAUACAAGAAGAAAAAGAAAGAAGAGCAAAAGCCAAUAGAGCCAGUGUCAUUGCUGGAUUAGGAGAGAACCAAAAUAUCGAGAAAGGUAGAGUGGGUCUUGGCCCAAGUCCUACUCUGAUGGAUUACGAUUGCUUCCGAGAAUUCCUUGCUGGAAUGACCAAAUGGGCUGUAACAGACUCACCAUCAACACAAGAAAAGGAACUCGAGAAGGAGAAACAUUCUUAUUUUGGCAAUUCUUUGCGACGUCGAGAUAUUUCCCUCUCUCCUUGGGGUUUUGGUAACCCUGAGCCAGCCGAUCACGAAUUCAUGCAACGACUUUUCCGAAGAUGGGAUGUGGAUAUGAAUUCCGCACUGACUUUACAAAAUGUCGUCACAGGAUUGGCUCAUAUCAAGGGCAAAGGUGAUAUUAUGGGAAGCAUUACAUACUUCUUUGAACUUUAUGAUGAUGACGGAGAUGGAAAAGUGGACAGAGAAGGGAUUCUAAGGAUAUCUGAAGCUCUACUGUUCCUUUCUCGAAGAGGUCUAGAAGGAUCUCUGACGCCUUCACCUUCCAUGGUUGGACUAAGCGAAUAUGAAGCUGGUAAUCCAGCACAAUUCAAUAGUCCACAUACAACGACACAAGAACGGUUUUUGAGUAGCGUUAGUGCAUUCAUCAGACGUUGUUUUGAGUAUGCUGAUCCAGAUCAUCCACAAAAUAUCGAGGAUGAAGAGGAAGAUAAUCAGAGUGAAGGAGAAAGUGAAGAGAAAGUUGAAGAUGCCUCAAAUGAUACAAAUGGCCUUGUCGAUCCCGACUCAUUUGCUAUUGGCGAUUCGGAUGACUCAGAUGAAGAAGAAGAUCUCUUAGAUCUUGGUACCGACUUAAAGAAAAACAAAAAAGAAAUCAAUCUUCCAAUUAUUCCACCACCAUCCAACAAACCCAAAAAUCUCUCUACACCUUCUCGAAGUGUCUCAAAAGCACAGUCAGAAAGUGCUAACGCAGCUCUUGACCCUUCUAAACCCCUUCACAUAACUUUACCUACUUUCCGCAUGGUCGUUCUAGCUGAUGAACUUCUUGAACAAUUCUUUGAAUCUUCAUUUCCAGCUUCCUUUCGCAUUUCAGAUAAAAUGGCCUCUACCUCAAAUACAACAAAUUCUUCCCUCACUACAUUCACAAAUAUCGGCAAAUCGGCAGCAAGUGCAGCAGCAAAUGUUGUUAGUGGUCCUAGUUCUGCUGGUGUAGUACCACCUGGAAAGGGACUUAGAGGUGUCUUGGAUAAUAUUGUUACUGAUGGAAUGAGAGUUGCUGCGGAAGUUAGAAGAAGAAUGGAUGAGGCUCAGAAGGAAAUGGAGAGAAAUGCUGUGCAUAGACCGGGUGUACAAGAUGAAGAUGAGGAAGAAGAAGAUGAUGGAUUAAGAGCUUCAGGGGGUUAUGGUGGUGAUGCUGAAAGGAGGAGUGUAAGGAGUGAAGAUAGAGAUUUAUUAGAGGGAGCAGAUGCUGAAGCAGGUAGUAUUAGAAGUGGUAUUGAGAAGGUUGAGGGAGUAGGGAUAUCGGGUAAGAUUGGAAGCUUGAUGCCAGGUAUUUCUGGAGAUUCACAGAGAGAAAGAAGUUCUAGUUCGGCAACACAGAAAGUGGUGGAGUUUGAAAGAUAG
Botrytis deweyae is the source of this 3453-nucleotide messenger RNA. RefSeq lists its product as uncharacterized. The transcript has 2 exons. Lineage: Eukaryota; Fungi; Ascomycota; Leotiomycetes; Helotiales; Sclerotiniaceae. The coding region runs from base 1 to 3453 and encodes 1150 amino acids. The record is from RefSeq and is a predicted model, not a curated record.